Messenger RNA from Pangasianodon hypophthalmus (striped catfish), 1072 nucleotides. RefSeq names its product mitochondrial ribosomal protein S28 (gene mrps28). NCBI's taxonomy places the organism in Eukaryota, Metazoa, Chordata, Actinopteri, Siluriformes, Pangasiidae. The record is from RefSeq and is a predicted model, not a curated record. The transcript is spliced from 2 exons. Gene Ontology annotation, cellular component: mitochondrial small ribosomal subunit. The coding region runs from base 35 to 589 and encodes 184 amino acids.
CUUGUUAGCCGUUUGAGAGUGGUUCAGUCUCAAAAUGGCGGCUGUGUACAAGGUUGUGAGCAGCGCGAGACGCAGAGGAACGUGUUUAUUAAUAAAACCUGAAGUUUUUCUAGGCAGCAGAUUUUACAGCAGUGGUGAUGAAGGGAUUUCUGCAGGAGGAGAAGAAGAGAAACAGAAGAGUGGCUUUGCUGCUGCUUAUGAGCUUCACUCCGAGCUGAAACAGCAGCAGGACACCAAGAGCCACAAGAUGCACAAGGUUCGUAACGACACCCAGUCCUUUGCGUCACUGUUGCGUCACUCGCCGUUGAUCCAGAUGGGUCCGGCUAAGGACAAAAUCGUCAUCGGCAAAGUUUUCCACGUGGUUCAGGACGACUUGUACAUCGAUUUCGGUGGCAAGUUCCACUGCGUGUGCAAGCGGCCCAAGACGGACGGCGAUAAAUAUCGGCGGGGCAGCGUCGUUCGGCUCAGGCUGGAGGACCUCGAGCUGACCUCCCGCUUCCUGGGCGCAAACACCGACGCCACGCUGCUCGAGGCCGACGCCACCCUCCUCGGACUACUCGAGGGGAAAGAGGCCAAAGAGAAAGAGUAGCUAUGGACAGAGUAGCUACAACUCAUCGGGGACUGUUAAAUAUUUGUCGUUGUUCUGUGAACAGAGAUUAAUAAAUUGUGUUUGAAAUUCUGAACGUCUAAAGGAACGGCUUGGUAAAGUUUAUUUCUUAAGUUGAAUUAUUGUUCUAAUACGUUAUCGUUUCUAUAGCAACGACUUACACAGGGAUUUGUACAGCAGAUGCGCCACUUAAAAAAAGUGUAAUCAUUGAUAUGACGUUUUCUGUAAGAAGACAUUUACUGAGCUUUUUUGGAAGGAGUCUCCAGUGUCAACGCUUCGUAUCACGCAAGUGUAAAGCUAACUUUUUACGUUUUCCGACAUCUUAAGGACAGAGGAGUUUUAACACUUUGUGCUUUCUUGGCAUCACGACGUUCCGAAAUAUUCAGUGUAUUUAUAAAGGGAUAAAAAUGACCAUGUAUCAUUGUUUAUUUUAAAAAAAAUACAGAAUUCACUGAUAUAACUUGG